AUGGCGGCCGGCGACGAACAUCCCGCUAAGACCGGCGGCCCUGCCGUGGAGCGCAAUGCCUCUACGGUCAAUGGCACGCCCAAUACCACGGCCACAGAGUCUGGCGAUGCCACUCCGGAUCAAAAGAAGUCUGGCGACAAUCACGACGGAAAGAAGCGAGGAGAAAAGGGGCGAGCAGAACGGAGCCGCCAGCUAAAAAACGACAAGAAGCGCAAGAAGCAGGACGACUGGCGCGAAUUCAAGCGCCGCAAGUUGAGCGACAAGGCCGGCGAGUCAGGAAACUCGGAAAAGAAGAACCCCUUCUCCAAGGAGGAAAUCGCUUCGGAAGAGCGCCGGCCGAAGCGCAAGGUCGCCGUCAUGAUUGGGUACUCCGGCACGGGAUACAAGGGCAUGCAAGUGAAUGGCGACGAGCCGACGAUUGAAAGAGAUCUCUUCAGAGCCUUCAUUGACGCCAAGGCCAUCUCCAAGGCGAACGCCGACGACCCCCGCAAAUCGAGUCUGGCGCGGUGCGCCCGGACGGACAAGGGAGUGCAUGCCGCGGGCAACGUGAUUAGCCUGAAGCUGAUCAUCGAGGACGAGGACAUCGUGGACAAGAUCAAUGCGCACCUGCCGGAGCAGAUUCGCAUUUGGGGGAUCCAGAGAACCAACAACAGCUUCAACUGCUACCAGUACUGCGACUCACGCUUCUACGAAUACUUGCUGCCUAGUUAUUGCCUGUUGCCGCCCCAUCCGCAGACGUACCUGGCCAAGGAGUGCGAGAAGCUCAACAAGGAGUACGGCGCCGAGGACGAAGUGGCCGCUGCGAUGGCGGACGUCAAGGACUUCUGGGCAGAUGUUGAAGAGAAGGAGAUCAAGCCUAUCCUCGCCGGCCUGGACCCGGAGCUGAGAGCCGUUGUCAUGGAGCGGGUGCACGCCCAGGAGGCGGAGGAGUACGAGAAUAACAAAAAGGCCGAGGCUGAGCAGAGCCACGUCCCCGAUGCUGAGGAGGCAGCAGACAAGCCAGAAGAACCCAAGAGAGCCAGCCUCGAGACUCAUAAACCCAAACACCGCGAACUUGGCCCCAUCGACUUUGCCCUCCGCGACAUCAAAGCCACGUACAUUGCCGCCAAACGGCGGUACCGCGUCUCCCCCGAGCGCCUGCGGCGCCUGCAGCAGGUGCUCGACAAGUACACCGGCACAUACAACUUCCACAACUUCACCAUCCAAAAGACCUUUUCCGACCCCUCGGCGCGCCGUCACAUCAAGUCGUUUACCGUGAAUCCCAAGCCAAUCAUCAUAGGCGACACGGAAUGGCUAUCGCUCAAGGUCCACGGGCAGAGCUUCAUGAUGCACCAGAUCCGCAAGAUGGUCGGCCUGGCAUCCCUCAUGGUGCGCUGCGGCACCACCCUGGAUAGAGUCGGCGAUUCGUACCAGGAGCAAAAGAUGGCGAUCCCGAAAGCCCCCGGCCUGGGACUCUUGCUGGAACGACCCGUGUUCGAGAACUACAACAGGAGGGCCAGGGACAGCCUCGGCAAGGAGACGAUUGACUUUGGCAAAUACGAGGAGCGCCUGGAGGCCUUUAAGCAGAAGCACAUCUACAGUAGGAUUUUCGAGGUGGAAGAAAAGGAGAACACGUUCCACGGGUUCUACAACCAGAUUGACCAGUUCAAGGCGAACCACUUUCUGUGGCUGUCUGCCGGCGGAACAAAGGUAGCCGAGUUGCACAAGGAGAGCGACAAGACCGAGGUGGACAAGGCGCUGGGCGACGAGGAUGAAAACCCAGAGGGCGGUGAGGGUUAA
Metarhizium acridum CQMa 102 is the source of this 1779-nucleotide messenger RNA. RefSeq names its product tRNA pseudouridine synthase 1. Gene Ontology annotation, cellular component: nucleus. Lineage: Eukaryota; Fungi; Ascomycota; Sordariomycetes; Hypocreales; Clavicipitaceae. Gene Ontology annotation, biological process: tRNA pseudouridine synthesis; mRNA pseudouridine synthesis. Gene Ontology annotation, molecular function: RNA binding; pseudouridine synthase activity. The record is from RefSeq and is a predicted model, not a curated record.